CGUCCUAUUAAAAGAAGGCACAAACCUAACUGGAUGUUCAGAGUGAGAUAGCUCGUUCAUCAGAGUAAUAGCACUAUGGCUUCAUUUAAUCGACACACAGGUCAUGUUACAAUUGCAUUUCUUCUUGUAGCUUUUGCCAUCGGAUCCUCUUCGGGUCAAAGUUUGGUCAACUUAAUUAAUAAACAAAAUAGAAAAUCAGCCUCAACUCCAGCACACCUAGCGGGAAUACAUCAGAACGAGACUUCACCUUUGGUCCAACAUUCUACUAAUAUCCCAUCACCUGAGAAUCAAUCAUCGGAUUCGACAGCAGAAACGACUGAAUCAGAAAGGGUGGAGACAUUUUCGAAUAAUUAUCGUUCUGGAGAUAGCACUUUUCCUCCAACGAAAUCUACGCCGGAAUAUGCACAUCAACAAGAAGUAUUAACAUCGCAACCAGGAACUGAGGGGAACGCGUCAAGCGAAUCCGAGAAAUCCGAUUCAAUUUUGGCUACUUCAACUCCAAUUCCAGCCUUGUCUGAUAAAGUGCCAGAAGAAUCUAUCGGGUCUAAAAGAGACGGAAACGGAAUCGCGGAAGACUUGCUCAUUCCAGUUCCUCGAAGCAUUUUUGUUCUAGCCAAUCUUAUGAAAAUAUCCAUACAAAGUCUCGACACAGCUUUUCGAGGAACUGUAAGAAAUCAGUUGCCCAUUCUCCGAUACGGACACAGCUUCCGCACCACUAUGCUAAAAAUAUCCCAAAAACUGAGCAAUGCUUUCUCAGUCUCCAGUACCAACGCAGACAAGAUUAAAAUGCUUUGUCUCUUUGUUCCCCGCAGAGUAAAAGACGCUAAAAAGUUUUUGGGGAAAAUGGGAAAUUUUAGCGAGAUGGUCGACUAUUUAUACUUGCCGUUGAGGAACUUGAAAGAGACAACCGACCAGACCUUUAAUCUCUCCAGUCAAAUAGACAGUCAGUUUGGUGAGUUGGUCCAGUUAGUCGAUGAGGUUAGUAUGGUUCAAAUUUCGUCUAAGUUAAAUAAUGAACAGCGAAUAAAGAAUGUCUCCACUGAGCUAAAUUUGGAAAAACCUAAGAAGAAGGCAAUGGAGCUCGAGAUCAUUGCCAUUGAAAAGGACAUUAAGGAUUUGAAAGGGCAACAAUUGUUAGACGAGGCAGCAUUUAAUAGAGCGUUGAAUAGCUUAAAACUUUUGCAAACUAGAGAAGCUGACGAAUCUACAUCUUGUUUGAAAUAUAAGCCUCUUUCCAAAAUUCAUCAAGUCUGUGAAACAGCAAAAAGAGAACAACAAAAUUUUGAAAAAACGUUGAAAUUACUUCAUGAGAAAGAAUUGGAAGCAGCGAAGAAAAGAGAGGAUGAUAAUGAGUUGUUGAUCAGAAUAGAAAGAUUGAGUUACGAAAUGCGCCAACUUAGUGAAGAUAUGCAGCUGCUUAAUAAAACUACCGCCCCGCUCAGUCGGCUGAAGAAGAAUGUAACAGAAGUGGCCGAGAAAUGGAACAAUUUUGCCACCAUCUGCGGAAGCAUUCAAUCUGGUGCCGCGGAGAGCCUCGAAAUUGUUGAAGAAGCAAAUCGUACCUCUACAGUUUGGAGCAACCAACUUUCCGAAAAAAUUUCGUUCAACUUGAACAAGACAAAGGAAGACAUGUUUCUGGUUGAAACAGUUGUUGACAUCUACCUGAAGGGAUCCAGUGGACACAUCAAGGAAAUUGUCGCAGAAAUGGAACAACUAGUUACGAAGACAGGCGACCCGGAAAAACAUACAAACGCUCUUCGAGAUAAUUGCAAAAAAGCAGUUGAAAAAAUCACAAAGCUAACGAAAAGGAAAGAAUUGAAACCACAACCUCCCAACAAACCGCAACUAACUGAAAAGGGCACUUAGUUAGAGGCGUUAGGAGGAGUAAGUUCUAAAAUAAAAAAUUUCCAAAAUACUUUUAUAUUCAACAAAUUAAAAUGUAUAAUCGUAGUAUAGUAUGUAGUUACACUGGGUUGAUAAAAUACACAAACGAAUUUAAUAAACGAUUUGUUUCUGAUGA
This is a messenger RNA of Daphnia pulicaria, 2020 nucleotides long. RefSeq lists its product as uncharacterized. The record is from RefSeq and is a predicted model, not a curated record. The transcript is spliced from 4 exons. The coding region runs from base 76 to 1866 and encodes 596 amino acids. NCBI's taxonomy places the organism in Eukaryota, Metazoa, Arthropoda, Branchiopoda, Diplostraca, Daphniidae.